Molecule: messenger RNA, 919 nt
Organism: Ctenocephalides felis (cat flea)
Lineage: Eukaryota; Metazoa; Arthropoda; Insecta; Siphonaptera; Pulicidae
Product: glutathione S-transferase 1-like
Exons: 7
Coding region: 43-837 (264 amino acids)
Biological process (GO): glutathione metabolic process
Molecular function (GO): glutathione transferase activity
Source: RefSeq, a predicted model, not a curated record
UAUACGACGGAUACAUCCGCAGAUUCUGGAAGUCAUGAAAUAAUGUCCGUCCGUCAGAUCAUAAAGGACAUCCGGCGUCUAGAGAGACACCACAAGAAAGCUCAUAAGAUGCCCUGCUUAUGUAUUAUCAAAAUGGGUCUUAAACUAUACAGCGUGUCAGAUGGACCUCCAAGUUUGGCCGUUCGAAUGACCCUGAAGGCCUUGGACAUUCCAUUUGAACUGGUCGAAGUAGAUUUUGCUGCGGGAGCACAUAUGACUGAAGAAUAUGACAGGAAAAAUCCACAAAAGGAAAUUCCUGUCUUGGAUGACAAUGGCUUCUUUUUGAGCGAAAGCAAUGCUAUUAUGCAGUAUCUUUGUGACAAAUAUCGUCCAGAGAGUUCCCUGUAUCCAAAAGAUCCACAAGCCAGAGCAUUGGUCAAUCACAGACUAUCAUUCAACUUAUCUACAUAUUAUAAAUAUAUCAUGGAGUAUGUUAUGGCACCAAUAUUCUUUGGAUACGAACGAACUGCACUCGGAUUGAAGAAAGUGCAUAUUGGACUUAGAUGCUUUGAAGAAUAUUUGAGCAGAUUGGGAAAAAAAUACAGCGCUGGUGAUGACCUAACUCUUGGUGAUAUUCAAUUUGCUGCUGCUACUAUGUGUUUAGAAGCCAUAGGUUUCAGUUUGGAGAAUUACCCCAAGGUAUCGGCUUGGUACGCUACUUUCAAGAAAGAGCAGCCUCAGCUUUGGGCGAUCGCCGAUGCGGGCAUGCAAGAAGUUAGACAAUUUAAUGCCAACCCGCCGGAUCUCGGACACUUGAAUCAUCCGAUACAUCCUAAGAAAAUAAUCGAGAAAAAGUAAAUUACGGACGUAAUACGAGCAAAAUGUUGAAAUUACUGUUAACUUUUUCAGUUUAAAUUGAAAAAAAGUAAUACUUAAUAUU